This is a messenger RNA of Stylonychia lemnae, 525 nucleotides long. The record is from the annotation of a GenBank genome assembly. NCBI's taxonomy places the organism in Eukaryota, Ciliophora, Spirotrichea, Sporadotrichida, Oxytrichidae.
AUGCUAUUGCUAAAAUUUGAGAAAUUUUCGAUCAUUUCUAAGGAUUCAUUUUUAGAGGAACUUCUUUUUAAAUAUGAAAAAAAUGUGGAGCAUUACUAGAAAUUUGAGAAGAAAGGGAAAUAGGCACUUGCUGAAAUGAUUAGAAUAAUAGAUGAACAAGAUGGGAAAAUGAGCAUGGCUUUUGAAUAGAUCAACGAGUAAUAUGGUGACUUAAAGCAGGCUUGUGACAAACUCUAAUAACUUUCAGAGAAUUAAGACUAUGUAUUUUAGACUUUUACAGAAUCUAUGAAUAAGAAGCUAGUAGACAGUGAAAAUACAAAUAUUUUAAAGGAAGUCUAUAGGUUAUAGAAAUAUAUUGGCAGUUUGCAUCAUGAGUUUAAGGAUGAUAUUUAAAGCAAGAUAAAGUUAGUUUACUAAACUCUCCCAUAGAUAGUAUUUUUAGAUAUUGGAGAUAGUGAAGAAAAUUUAAUGCUAAUGCUAGACGUUUGGACUUACCAUAAUUAGAUAAGUAUAAGCAGUAGUUGA